Molecule: messenger RNA, 1942 nt
Organism: Oncorhynchus gorbuscha (pink salmon)
Lineage: Eukaryota; Metazoa; Chordata; Actinopteri; Salmoniformes; Salmonidae
Gene: rnf32
Product: ring finger protein 32
Exons: 7
Coding region: 240-1316 (358 amino acids)
Molecular function (GO): protein binding
Source: RefSeq, a predicted model, not a curated record
GCACUGAUUUUUAUCCACAAUCCGUUUAGUGGAAACACUCCGCUGGUGGGAAAAUGCGCAUAGUUUCUUUAUGCAGAUUCUAGAAAAUUCGCAUGAAAAACUGUCGCUAAUUGGAUGGAAACCUAUCCACUGAUUCAAUUGAUUAAGGAACUUGUUGGGAUGGAGAGGAGGUGAUGGAGGACUGCCUCCUUGGUUACUAAGUAACGUAACCAUACAAACACUACCUCCAACAGAUCACAAUGCGGAAGGGCUUGAACUCAAAAGCAACCAGUGGAAAGUUAGCAAUCACCUCAGUUGCUCUUCAAGACCAUAUCGCACGAAACUUGCAGCUUCAGAAUUUGUCACUGUGUGACCCUGUGAAGACAAGAUGGUGCCGAAGAGCCGCCACUGAAACACACUGCAAACGAAACCAUGGAACUGUGACACAGAAAGGGCCCCAGCAACACGAUGGAGAGGAGAAAGAGUAUGUGCUUGACCCAGCAGCUCCACCACUGACAUUAGCCCAGAAACUGGGUUUGGUGCAGUCCCCAGCCAGAAAACUGACAGUAGAUGAAUGGAGUCAGGUCAAGUCGAGGUCUAUUCAUGAAGGGGACUCCAAGCAGCCCUGUGUGAUCUGCAGGGAGGAGUUUCGCUUACAGACUCAGGUUUUGCUCUCCUGCUCCCAUGUGUUUCACAGAGCCUGUCUGCAGGCCUUUGAGAGGUUUUCAGGCAGGAAGUGCUGUCCUAUGUGCAGGAAGGAGCAGUAUGAGACCAGAGUGAUUCACGAUGGAGCUCGCCUCUUCAAAGAGAGGUGUGCCAUCAGAAUUCAAGCGUGUUGGCGUGGCUAUGUUGUUCGGAAGUGGUACGGACAUAUGAAGAAAACAGUUCCCCCAAAAGACAAACAGCUACGACGAAAAUUCUUUGAGACAAAGUUGCAGGAGUUGAAUGACAGCUUUGUCCAAUACUGUCAUAUGGACGUAGAGGCUUUCCUGAACGAUAUCAACCAGUCGGUGUCAUCAAGCAGAAGAGUGUUCCAUCAGUUUGAGAGAGAGCACGUCUCGGAGCCGCAGGAAGACGACUGGCAAAAAAUACAGGAAAAGGUCAUCCAGAGAGAUACACAGGACUGUCCCAUCUGUCUCACCGCUCUGUGCAGCGCCAGACUAGAGCCGGAGGCAGGGAGGACACUCGCCCAACACCACAGCAACAGACGCACUGUGCUCCUGUCCUGCUCACACCUCUUCCACCAGCCCUGCCUGGAAGCCUUCGAAGCCUUCUGUGUGGAGGGCCGACCUACAUGUCCUCUGUGCAGGUCUCCCUACCACAAAAUACUGGUCUGACCUCAGAAUAGUUGAUAUAGAACUUCACAAUAUGAAAGAUAGUUGGAUGUAAGUAAAACAUAUACACUCCCCUACGUAUGUAUUUGGACAAUGAAGCAAAAACUUUUAAUUUGGCUCUAUAAACCAGUAUUUUGAAUAAGAUCAAAUAUCUUAUGUGUAUUUAUAUACAUGUUUCACUGUUUAGAAAUUGAAGUACUUUGUGUCUAGUCCCCCCCAUUUGAAGGUGUCAUAACUAUUUGGACAAAUUCACUUAGUGCAUUAAAAUGUCAAACCUUUAGUAUUUGGUUGCACAUUUCUAGAACGCAAUGACAUCAAGCUUGUGACUCUCCCAACUUGUUUUAGAUUAUGUAAUGUUAUGAGUCACUUUUUGUAAAUAAGAAUAGAAUGUUUCUAAACACUUCUACAUUAAGGUGGAUGCUACCAUGAUUACGAAUUAAAUCGUAAAUAAUGAGGAAGUUGGAUGCAUAUUGUGGCUUCAAAGUAUUCAGAUUCCUUGACUUUCCACAUUGUUAGGUUACAGCCUUCUAAAAUGGAUUAAAUAAAUAAUCCUCAGCAAUCUACAGAACACCCCAUAAUGACAAAACAAAGUAAAAAAAAAAGUGUUUAUAUUACUUUAUUGGAGUCCA